Molecule: messenger RNA, 2922 nt
Organism: Cryphonectria parasitica EP155
Lineage: Eukaryota; Fungi; Ascomycota; Sordariomycetes; Diaporthales; Cryphonectriaceae
Exons: 2
Coding region: 1-2922 (973 amino acids)
Molecular function (GO): nucleic acid binding; ATP binding; RNA helicase activity
Source: RefSeq, a predicted model, not a curated record
AUGGACGGCAGGGCCAGCGGUACUCCGACUGCCAUACCCUCGCCUCUGGCCACCCCUGCUGUUGCCUCUCCAAGCACGCCGCAAGAGAGCCAGGAGGCGUCUCCGACUGUGUCUUAUACGGGCAAAUUCGACCCCAAGGCCAUUGCGAAGAAGUCGGCGGCUCGCCACCAUUCUCCCGCGGCUCUAGGCGCUAUCCCAGGUGCCCCAACACCAUCUUCUGAGAAACCAGUCAAGAGCACCGCCUCAGCAGCAUCUACGCUACGCACCGGCAGUGCAAUCAGCAGGUUCGGGUUUCAGAAGACAGGUCUCGACGGCGACAAACCAGCGGCCAAGCGGAAGUUGGUGUUGGACGAUGAGGAAACGUCGAAGCGCAAGUUAGCAAAACUUCCUGACUUAUCUUUGGAAGAGGCGGAUGCUGCACCCUUUGCUAACGAAGAGGACGAAUCCGAUUUGGACGGUGACAACUUUGCCGGCACGGAGGAGGAGGCGGCGGCUGCUGCUCGAGCAGCUCAUGAGCGACGCGAAGAGAGGAUAUUGCAGCAGAGCAUGGCCAUGCAGGUUGACGAGGCAGAGGAGGAGAAGCCCGCCGCCCCCGAUACAAACGGGCAGGCGCCCGAGCCUGACCUGCCGGCCGCAGCUGAGGUCGGAGCGGAUGUUGAACCCAUGGAUGUUGAUGAAGAAGACGUUGACCCCUUGGAUGCCUUCAUGGGAGGGCUUGAAGACCAGCCCGCCACCAAGGCGAGUGGUCGCAAGAAGAUCAUGGAUGCCCAGACAAAGGAACCAGAGGUCUACUUCUCGGACGACGAAUUUGACUACAUGGACAAGGGGGACGAUAACCCUGGCUCGAUUCUCGCUAUUGCCGCAAAGAAGAAGAAAAAGGAUAUCCCCGCCAUUGACUACAGCAAGAUUGAGCUCAACACCAUCAGGAAGAACUUUUGGUUCGAGCCCUACGAGCUCAGUCAGAUGACGGAUGCCGAGGUCCAGGAACUCCGUCUAGACUUAGAUGGCAUCAAGGUUUCGGGCAAGGACGUGCCAAAGCCGGUUCAGAAGUGGUCCCACUGCGGCUUGACCCAGCCUCUCCUGAAUGUCGUUGAUAAUCUGGGGUACGAAAAGCCAACCCCCAUUCAGAUGCAGGCUCUGCCAGUCAUCAUGUCUGGUCGGGAUGUCAUCGGCGUCGCCAAGACAGGAUCUGGCAAGACUAUGGCUUUCCUGCUCCCCAUGUUCCGCCACAUCAAAGACCAAGACCCGGUCAAAGAUGAUGGGCCGAUUGGUCUGAUUCUCACGCCGACUCGGGAGCUUGCGACACAGAUUUUCCGAGACUGCAAACCAUUCCUCUCGGCGCUGAAUCUGCGUGCUGUUUGUGCGUAUGGCGGACCUCCAAUCAAGGACCAGAUAGCCCUGCUCAAAGCGGGAGCCGACAUCGUCGUUGCGACGACUGGUCGGUUCAUCGACCUUUUGGCAGCCAACCAAGGCCGAGUCGUGAACCUCAAGCGCACAACGUACAUUGUUCUGGACGAGGCUGACCGUAUGUUCGACAUGGGCUUUGAACCUCAGGUGAUGAAGAUCUUUGCCAACGUGCGACCUGAUCGCCAGACUGUUCUCUUCUCUGCGACCAUGCCGCGCAUUAUUGACGCUUUGGUAAAAAAGGUCCUGAAGAACCCUGUGGAGAUCACCGUUGGCGGCAAGAGUGUCGUAGCUCCUGAGAUCACUCAGAUUGUGGAGGUUCGAGAUGAGAAGGACAAGUUCCUGCGCCUAUUGGAGCUUCUUGGAGAACUAUACAAGGACGACGAUGAUGUACGCGCCUUGAUCUUUGUUGAGCGACAAGAAAAGGCAGACGACCUACUCCGUGAGCUUCUGCGCAAAGGUUAUGGCUGCAUGUCCAUACACGGCGGCAAAGACCAGGUCGAUCGAGACUCGACAAUUUCAGACUUCAAGAGCGGAGUCUGCCCUGUCAUGAUCGCCACCUCGGUAGCAGCCCGUGGUCUUGACGUCAAACAGCUCAAGCUUGUGGUCAACUACGAUGCGCCGAAUCAUCUGGAAGACUAUGUCCACCGUGCUGGUCGCACUGGUCGGGCCGGUAAUACAGGUACCGCCGUGACCUUUGUCACGGAGGAGCAAGAGAACUGCGCGCCGGGCAUUGCAAAGGCAUUGGAGCAGAGUGGUCAGCCUGUCCCUGAGCGGCUUGACCAGAUGCGCAAGGCCUGGAGAGAAAAGGUCAAAGCCGGCAAAGCGAAGGAUCAAUCUGGCUUUGGCGGCAAAGGUCUGGAGCGUCUGGACAAGGAGCGUGAGGCGGCACGUGUGCGCGAGCGCAAGACGCACAAGGCCGAAGGUGAGGAAGACGACGAGAAGGAGGAAGCGCCUGCGAACGAUGAGAAGAAGAACAAGGCGGCGAAUGCGAUCCAGUCAGCAGUCUCGGCCAUCGUGUCCCGCGACGCGGCCAAGGCCGAAGAUGGCAAGGCUCCUGCCCCCGACGUCAUCAAGGCAGGGGCUGCGAAGGGCGGUGCCCUUGACAAAGCGGCGCAGGCCGUCAACGACAUCAACGCACGUCUUGCACGCGCCGGCCAGCUGCGACCUGGCCAGCCGAUCGACAACAAGGGUCCAGAUGCCGGCGCAUUCCACGCCACGCUUGAGAUCAACGAUUUCCCGCAAAAGGCCAGGUGGGCGGUCACGAACAGGACCAACGUGGCCAAGAUCCUGGAGGCGACUGGCACAUCCAUCACCACCAAGGGCAACUUCUACGCAGCGGGCAAGGAGCCUGCUCAGGGCCAAGAGCCGAAGCUCUACAUCCUCAUCGAGGGCGACACAGAGGUGGUCGUCAGCAACGCGCUUACGGAGCUUACACGGCUACUCAAGGAGGGCACAAUCGCUGCGGCGGACGCAGAGAGUCGUGCGCCGGCGAGUGGAAGAUACACGAUUACUUAA